AUGAUUAAAAAACAAGUUAGUAAAUUAUAUGUUGAGCAAUUGGAAGAAUUGUGGGAGAUGGUUGUAGCAGAGAAUAUCGGAAUGUUGGAACCUGGAGUUGAUGGUGUUGUCGAUGAAAACACUCUGAAUGAUAUAAAAGCAUUUAAAGAAGCGAUGUUUAGUGGAAUGGUUGGAAAGCUGGAGGUGAUAGCACCGGUACCUCCACCUCUUGAGAUGCCUACAGCCGCUUCUAUUACACCGAUGGCACCGGUGAUACCACCGAGUACCGCCUCGAAAGUUCAUCUCUCAGUGAUAAAGUCAUUCGAGCAGGAGCACGUCGAUCAAUCGCUACUGAACCGUCUGGAGCAACUGAAAGUCGAGCUGACACAGUCGAUCAAGAGUGUCGAGCAGCUGCGUCGCGAUGUUCCAUCGAUUGUCAGCACAGAGGUAACACAGAACCUCAAGAAAUCAGUUCCCGCCAUCAUACCGGUGGUGCAACCACUCGCACCGGUACUCCUGCAAUUCACUCCAGAGAUGACAGCGGAUCAAUCGCGAGCAAUGCUCGAACAGAUUGGCUACGAUGUGGAGACUAUCAAGUCGGAGAGUAACGAGCUACUUUCAAUGUUGGUCAACGAAGUUACACACUCCAAAGAGGUUAUAGAGGCAGUUUCACAUAUUAUAUCAACAUCAGAACCUGACUAUUAA
Molecule: messenger RNA, 684 nt
Organism: Heterostelium album PN500
Lineage: Eukaryota; Evosea; Eumycetozoa; Acytosteliales; Acytosteliaceae
Exons: 1
Coding region: 1-684 (227 amino acids)
Source: RefSeq, a predicted model, not a curated record